GUGAACAUCUCUCAUCCUUCUUAGGCUUGUGCGUAAAUUCCAAACGGAUGAACAGGUGACUUUGAUUAUUUCAUUGUGUUUUUCCUUUAGCUUCUUGCGGUGCUUCAGUUAAACAUGUCCGAAAGAUCGCAGAGCCCGGUUUCCGAGUGCCAGAGCAGGCCGUAUGACUUCAGCCGAGCCAACCCGUGCCCCCAGGCCUCGGGUCAGGAGGGUGUUGUCGGUGCUGGGUCAUUCCAACUUCCUCAUGGCGUCCUGCCUGACCCGGGCCUGCUCUACAACAAAACCGCCUACAGUGGCAUCGCGCCGGGCUCUGCGCAGACCUUUUUCCCUUUCCCACCUGUUGGAAGCGACUAUAGAGGCUCCGACUUACAGGCUGGAGAGUUUGGACAACCCAAACACUGGUAUCCGUUUGCUGCGCCCGAGUAUACCGGUCAGGUACCCGGUGUAACCGCAGCCACCCAGCCGACCAACCUGAGCCCCCCCAUCGCCGAGACCAGGGAGCAAAUCAAACUGCCGGAGAUAAAGACCGAGAAGGACGCAGGUGAUGGCUACUCCACUGAACUGAAGCUCCAGCAGUACCCGACCCCUCCGGCCUCGGCCGCGAUGCCGCACGGCGUCUUCUACUCUGCGCCCUGGAACGCGUCCUCCUUCUGGCCCGGGAUUACGCAUAUCACACCCCCUGGUAGUAAUAACCAAAACCCAUCAACAUCCUCUGCAUCUUCCCCGUCCAUGUCUCCUUCACCCCCAAGCAACGGCCUCCCCGCGAAUGCCUUUUUCAGUGGGAACCCAUCUCAGACUGGAACUGGGCCCGGGACGCAGAACCCAGCUUCAUCUGCGCGCAGUAGUGGCUCCUCCAGCGGUGGGUGCAGCGACUCCGAAGAGGUAAGACGGGACGGAAUGGUUUCUCCAAACAGAACAGUGUAUGUUGGGUUCAUAUGUUUAACUAGGUGUUGUCUUUUCUGCUUUAUCCACCAGGAGAAUCUUUCCACAGAGGAACUGGAGCAGUUCGCCAAAGAGCUCAAACACAAACGCAUAACCCUGGGCUUCACUCAAGCUGAUGUUGGACUUGCCCUCGGAAAUCUUUAUGGUAAGAUGUUCAGCCAGACAACCAUUUGCCGUUUUGAGGCUCUCCAGCUGAGUUUCAAGAAUAUGUGCAAGCUGAAGCCACUUCUUCAGAGAUGGCUGAAUGAGGCCGAGACAUCAGAAAAUCCACAGGAUAUGUACAAAAUUGAGCGAGUAUUUGUUGACACUCGCAAAAGGAAGAGAAGGACCAGUUUAGAAGGAGCAGUCCGCUCUGCUCUGGAGUCCUACUUUGUCAAGUGUCCUAAACCCAACACACAGGAGAUCACGCAUAUCUCUGAUGAUCUGGGCCUGGAGAGAGACGUGGUACGUGUUUGGUUCUGUAACAGGAGACAGAAAGGAAAGAGGCUGGCCCUGCCUUUAGAUGAAGAGUGUGACGGCCAGUACUAUGAGCAGAGUCCUUCCCCACUCAACAUGGCGUCUUCUUCUAUUCCAAGCCAAGGCUUCCCUGCUUCCACAUAUCAUGGAGCUGCUCCUGCUUCACUCUACAUGCCCCCGCUGCACAGGCCUGAUGUUCUGAAGCAAACCCUGCAUCCUGGACUGGUUAGCCACCUGACCGGAUAAACCAACCCAAGUAG
Sphaeramia orbicularis (orbiculate cardinalfish) is the source of this 1658-nucleotide messenger RNA. RefSeq names its product POU domain, class 5, transcription factor 3 (gene pou5f3). Gene Ontology annotation, molecular function: DNA-binding transcription factor activity, RNA polymerase II-specific; RNA polymerase II cis-regulatory region sequence-specific DNA binding. Gene Ontology annotation, biological process: regulation of transcription by RNA polymerase II. The record is from RefSeq and is a predicted model, not a curated record. NCBI's taxonomy places the organism in Eukaryota, Metazoa, Chordata, Actinopteri, Kurtiformes, Apogonidae. Bases 115 to 1644 code for a protein of 509 amino acids. The transcript has 4 exons.